Molecule: messenger RNA, 349 nt
Organism: Oxyura jamaicensis (ruddy duck)
Lineage: Eukaryota; Metazoa; Chordata; Aves; Anseriformes; Anatidae
Gene: PMVK
Product: phosphomevalonate kinase
Exons: 2
Coding region: 77-334 (85 amino acids)
Biological process (GO): isopentenyl diphosphate biosynthetic process, mevalonate pathway; cholesterol biosynthetic process
Cellular component (GO): cytoplasm
Molecular function (GO): phosphomevalonate kinase activity
Source: RefSeq, a predicted model, not a curated record
GGGGCGGGGCCACACCCACCACGCCACGCCCCCGGGCCGUACCACCUCCGUGCCGCGCGGGGGGGGCCGUGCCGGGAUGGCGGCGCCCCGCGCCGUGCUGCUGCUGAGCGGCAAGAGGAAGUCGGGCAAGGACUUCGUGGCCGAGCAGCUCCGCAGCCGGCUGGGCCCCGCCGUGUGCUGCGUGCUGCGCCUCUCCGCGCCGCUCAAGGAGCGCUACGCCGAGGUACCGGGCGGGCCGCGCCGGGCUACAGCGGGGUUAGCAGGGCCGGGAUCCGCCGGGAUCCGCCGUGCCGAGCCGUGCCGUGCGAUGCUGUGCCGUGCAGUGCCAUGCUGAGCUGUGCCAUGCCGU